AUGAACACCUUCUGUCGCAAACAAGCAGAGUCCUACCACAGCGUUAAGGUGCGCGAAUGGUCACUCAAGCCGUCAAAUGCCGAGUUCUUCCUUUGGAAAGAAUUAACAUUGAGCAAAGAACAGAUUGUGGUUCUUGAUCGCGUCCGCCCUUUCACGGCUGUCUUGGACAUCAGUCUCGCCGCCAAGAAAAGCGGACACUGCAAAGUCACGGUAGCUGGUCUUUCUGUUCCAUUGGUGCUCUAG
Messenger RNA from Parastagonospora nodorum SN15, 243 nucleotides. RefSeq lists its product as hypothetical. NCBI's taxonomy places the organism in Eukaryota, Fungi, Ascomycota, Dothideomycetes, Pleosporales, Phaeosphaeriaceae. The record is from RefSeq and is a predicted model, not a curated record. The transcript is spliced from 3 exons. The coding region runs from base 1 to 243 and encodes 80 amino acids.